Messenger RNA from Aspergillus welwitschiae, 2252 nucleotides. RefSeq lists its product as uncharacterized. The transcript is spliced from 2 exons. Lineage: Eukaryota; Fungi; Ascomycota; Eurotiomycetes; Eurotiales; Aspergillaceae. The coding region runs from base 323 to 1921 and encodes 532 amino acids. The record is from RefSeq and is a predicted model, not a curated record.
UCCGCUUCCACCCUCCCCCUUUCCCACCGACUCGUGCCCUCUCAACCGUACUACAUCUCCCAACCACCUACCCCUCACAUCGUACAUACAGUUGUUGGAGUCUCGGCUUAGGGGGUAUUCGAGACAAACGGUCCAGCACAGUUGGUGAUUCUGGUCUGUGCGCUACUGGGAUGGCAUGAUCGGGGAACAAGACGGGAAGGGCAAGAAAAAAAAAUUAUUCACCUAGUGACCAGACUCUCUUUAAUUAUCCUGCAAGCACGUUCGCCGCACCACGGGUUCCAGCUGGCCUGGCCUUGACCGAAUCUUAAUAAUAGCUGUUGGAAUGGCGGGGACAGCUACCGCAACUUACACGACAGAUGUUUGGACGUCACCCAGCGUAGAUGGGGGUCAGUGGGAGUAUGCUGUCCCGAUUCGACAGGAUAGUACUAAGCAUCGCUCAAAAUCACGGUCCUCCCACGAUUCACACGCCAGAUCUAGGGAGCGUACUUCCAAGGGCUCUCGCAGCUCCUCACUGUCGCGACACGCCUAUGCUCACGAGCACUUGACCUCCCGGGGCCGCCCACAAGCUAGCCACAGCCGACGCGGAAGUGAGGCAGGCAGCUCACGCUCAAUCUACGGACACGAUGUAGCCAGUCGCAGCGCCGGCAAUGUGAAGGACUCGACGGAUAGUCUUUAUCGAAAGGGGUCGGUGAGACAAGACGAGCGGAACGAGGGAAUGGGGCUGUAUAUGGACGAGCUGGACCAGGACAAUUGGAUCCAUCGCGACAAGCUGGCCAAAAUUGAGAGUGAGGAGCUGCAGCAAGCCGCUAUUCUACUACAACGUCGGGCGGGUGAGGGCAACAAAUCGCGCACAAAGAACUAUGACUUGUAUGGAACGCCUGCCACCUCUCCGCCGACCGAGCAACUGGAGCCAUGGCCGAGUUUGCACGGCGAUUCCCAGCUCCGAGAACAUAGCGGCUCUCCGACCUUCCCAGAAGAGGGUGAAGAGCGCGACAGAUGGGAUCCUCGUCGACCGGAAGAGAACACGGCUAAUGGAGCGGCUGGCUUCUAUCGUAACCCCGGAUUGCGCAAGAGCUCGUCGCGGAUACCCAUUCCCUCGGGUAUUCCUGUACCGAUCUCUCCCAAUCCCGAGAACGGCGGACGGGAGUUCUCCAAACAGCGCAGCCGCGCAAAUACUAACGGGGAUGACGAUGCUUUGUCCUUCGGUAUGCCCCGUCGGGCCAGUGAGCCAAUGUCGGUGGACUCUGCCCAGAACAUCACUCCGGCCGGGAGCCGGCCUGGCAGUCGUGGGAACACCCUGCAAAAUGCGGCGGGUAGAAAGACCACCAAGGGCGGUGCUACCAAUCGCAAGACGUCGGCUCCUCCGUCAACUACACGAAAGGCGACCCCGAGAAGCCGGGCACCGUCGAGCACGUUGCGGGCCACUAAAGCCGCAGAAAAUCGUCCCAUUAACCGGCCGGAAGGCGACCCUCCAUGGCUGGCGACGAUGUACAAGCCCGAUCCACGUCUUCCGCCUGACCAGCAGAUUCUUCCCACGCAUGCCCGACGCAUGCAGCAGGAGCAGUGGGAGAAGGAAGGCAAGACGCCUACCACGUAUGAUCGGGAGUUUGCUCCGCUAGCCAUUGGGCCAGACGGGCCGAAGCCCACAGAGAAGCCGGCACCGAAGGAAGAGGAGCCGGAGCCGAUCGAACAGAACGAAAAGGAGGAGAAGAAAGAAGUGCAAGAGCCACAGAAGACCCCGAAUUUGGAGACACCGUCCAAGGAGUCGGGACGGCCGAACUCAGGCACCGGCUACAGCACGAUGCCGCGGGUACAGGAACCACCACAGGCGGCACUGCAGCCGAAAUGGAGCCCGCCAGUGGUGACCGCGCAGGAACCGCCGCCGAAGGAGAAGGGCUGCGGAUGCUGCAUCGUGAUGUAGGGGGAGGACGCAUUCGUUUUGAGUGGCAUAUGUCCGUCAUUUAAGAUACCUAUUUCCUGCAUUGUGGAUUUGUUUUUUCAGCGAGCUGGGUGGUGUUUGAUCUGACUAGGAUUUUAAUAGCUAUCCACCUUCUUACUUCUUGUCAUUCCUUGGAGAGAUUUUUAUUCUCAUUUGAUUCCCUAUUGCUGUUGAUUCCUGCAUUGAGCGGUCAUUACGACAUCACGCGUCUUUCCUUGAACAAGCAUUGUUUUCUUUGUGCAUAUCGUUAUAGACAAAUAGUUCACCACAAUGACUUUAUAUAUCCCACUACAAUCAGUAUACAGCACAUACU